This is a messenger RNA of Myxocyprinus asiaticus (Chinese sucker), 2676 nucleotides long. Its product is annotated as prostaglandin G/H synthase 2-like. Gene Ontology annotation, biological process: regulation of G protein-coupled receptor signaling pathway; response to oxidative stress; cyclooxygenase pathway. The transcript has 12 exons. Lineage: Eukaryota; Metazoa; Chordata; Actinopteri; Cypriniformes; Catostomidae. Bases 84 to 2507 code for a protein of 807 amino acids. Gene Ontology annotation, molecular function: heme binding; prostaglandin-endoperoxide synthase activity; peroxidase activity. The record is from RefSeq and is a predicted model, not a curated record. Gene Ontology annotation, cellular component: neuron projection; cytoplasm.
UCAAGGCGCACAUUUUCCAGGCGCUCUCUCAGAGUACACAACUCUGCUUCGAAGUAAGACAUAUUCUAGAACACACUUCUGGAAUGCAUAGAGUCAUUUGCCUGGUGCUACUGUCAAGUCUUUGGAUCUUUCCCUGUGAAGGAUACAACCCUUGCUGUGCACAACCUUGCCAAAACCAGGGUGUGUGUUUAUCCAAGGGUGCUGAUGCCUAUGAAUGUGAUUGUACCAGGACAGGAUAUUAUGGUGUGAACUGCACUACCCCUGAACUUUUCACAUUCAUCAAAUCCACACUGAAACCAAGACCAAGCCUUGUGCAUCACUUUUUAACACAUUAUAAAUGGAUCUGGGACAUCAUCAACAACAUCUCUUAUCUGAGAGACACCAUAAUGCGCUAUAUCCUGACAUCAAGGUCACACCUGGUUGACAGUCCACCAACAUACAAUGCAGAUUAUGACUACAAAAGCUGGGAAGCGUACGCCAACCUGUCCUAUUACACCCGCAGUCUUCCACCAUUGCCCAAGAACUGCCCUGCACCUGAUCUCCCUAAUGCAAAGCAGGUGGUGGAGAAGGUGCUCUUGAGGAAACAGUUCAUCCCUGAUCCACAGAGGACCAGUCUUAUGUUUGCUUUCUUUGCCCAGCAUUUCAGUCACCAGUUCUUCAAGACUGACUUUAAAAAAGGACCAGCCUUCACUAAAGCUCUGGGUCAUGGAGUGGAUUUGGGGCAUAUUUAUGGGGAGACAUUGGAGAGACAACACAAACUUCGCUUAUUUAAAGAUGGCAAGCUGAAGUAUCAGGUUGUAGAUGGAGAGGUGUACCCUCCUCUAGUGAAGGAUGUCCAGGUGGAGAUGCAUUACCCUCCUCACAUCCCAGAGGAACAGAAAUUUGCUGUGGGCCAUGAGGCCUUCGGUUUGGUUCCAGGUUUGAUGAUGUAUGCUACCAUUUGGCUGCGUGAGCACAAUCGUGUCUGUGAAAUCAUGAAGCAAGAACAUCCUGAUUGGGACGAUGAGAGAAUCUUCCAAACCACUCGACUCAUCCUGAUUGGUGAGACCAUCAAAAUUGUGAUUGAGGACUAUGUUCAGCACCUGAGUGGCUACCAUUUCAAGCUCAAGUUUGACCCAGAGCUUCUCUUCAGUCAACGCUUCCAGUACCAGAAUCGCAUUGCGGCCGAAUUCAACACUCUUUAUCACUGGCAUCCGCUGAUGCCCGACAACUUUCAGAUCCAGGAUCAGGUCUAUGGCCACCAUCAGUUUGUAUUUAACAACUCCAUAGUGACAGAACAUGGCAUCAGCAACUUGGUGGAGUCCUUCACUAAGCAGAGGGCUGGACGGGUUUCUGGUGGAUGGAACCUGCCAGUUGCAGUGCAGGGAGUAGCUGUUAAAGCUCUCGAGCAUUCCAGAGCGAUGCGCUACCAGUCUUUUAAUGCUUACAGAAAACGUUUCAACAUGAAGCCCUAUUCCUCAUUUGAGGAAAUGACAGGAGACAAGGGGCUAGCAGCUGAACUGGAGAAGCUGUAUGGUCAUAUAGAUGCAGUUGAGCUGUACCCCGGUCUUCUUGUGGAGAAGCCCAGACCCAAUGCUGUCUUUGGGGAGACAAUGGUGGAGAUGGGAGCGCCCUACUCUCUCAAAGGCCUCAUGGGAAAUGCUAUUUGUUCUCCUGAAUACUGGAUGCCCAGCACAUUUGGUGGGAAAGUGGGAUUUGACAUUGUUAACACUGCCUCAUUAAAGAAGCUGGUGUGCUUGAACAUCAAAGGACCCUGUCCAAUGGUUUCCUUUCAGGUGCCUGAUGAUUCCAGGAAAAUCAUGUCAACUGAGAAUGAGGAACUACCAGCAACAAAAACAGGGCCCAAAGGGGUAAUCCAUGACUGGAGGAAGUUCAAACUGGAGAGCGAAGACUCUCAAAGCAUCCCUCCAGACAAGAGAGAACUUCUCAGACAGAUGUCUAACCCCAAAUCUAACAAUGAUGACAGACAGGAAAAACCCACUCGCAAGAUGAGUGUUCAGGAAUACGAGAUAAUCCAAGAGGACGACGAGAGGUGUCUUUGUAAGUAUCGCAAGCAAUGUAUGCAGGAGAUGCAUGAGUGCCUGAGCUUCGGGCAAAAGUUUGAUGCCAUAUUUGAGUUGGAUAGUGGCGAGGCCUUCCUGGAUGUCAUAGAGAAAGAGCAUCACUUAACCCUCGUGGUGGUGCACAUCUACGAUGACGAGAUUAAAGGUUGUGACGCACUCAACAACUGCCUGACCUGCCUGGCAGCAGAGUAUUCCAGCGUCAAAUUCUGCCGAAUUCAGGCCUCUGUCACAGGGGCUGGUGAGCGCUUUUCAGGCGAUGUUCUGCCCGCCCUGCUGGUGUACAAGGCCGGAGAGCUGCUGGGCAACUUCCUGUGCAUUACAAAGCACCUGAGUGAGGAGUUCUUUGCCAGUGACGUGGAAAACUUCCUAAAUGAGUAUGGUCUUCUACCAGAAAAAGAGUUUGCAGCCUGUCCCGAUGAAGAAGAGAAUGCUGAUGUGGAAUGAUCAAGGUGAAAGUGAAUUACGUUUGCCAAACAAUGAGGGCUGUCAGACUUGUUUCAGAGAUAAAUCCAGUAAUGACGCCAGGAAGUCUAAUGGGCCAUGACUCCAACAAUAACCCCCUUACCCACGCAUGCACACCUUAAGGCACUUACUCACAUUCAGCAAGAUGCAC